This is a messenger RNA of Aplysia californica (California sea hare), 7434 nucleotides long. Its product is annotated as calumenin. Gene Ontology annotation, cellular component: endoplasmic reticulum. Gene Ontology annotation, molecular function: calcium ion binding. The transcript is spliced from 8 exons. NCBI's taxonomy places the organism in Eukaryota, Metazoa, Mollusca, Gastropoda, Aplysiida, Aplysiidae. Bases 230 to 1264 code for a protein of 344 amino acids. The record is from RefSeq and is a predicted model, not a curated record.
UGCUUUUACUUUUAUUUUGCGAGCAGAAUCUUACAGACAGUGACCGUGCCUUUCAAAUAUAUUCAAACUAAUAAAACUGAUGCCACUGUAGUUUGUGGAGUAUUUAUUUGCAUGAUCCCCAACAACUUGUUUUAUUUUACCAACAAAUCAACCCUCUGACUCUAGCAUCAGCACUACUGUCACUACUCUACUUACUAGAUAUCUAGAUCUGCGAGAAAUCUAGAUUUACAUGAUCUCGCCAAUCAUAUUUUUACAGAUGCGUUCAAAACAAGCCAUGAAGUUCAACAUAUUUAUUCUGGUGGUUUUCACCAUCUCUACAGUCUACUGUAGUGCUAUCCCCACGAAUGAGAAAAAACACAGGUCUCAUGAAAAGUCCCUGAGUGAUGAGGAUCAUAACACGGGCGGCCACCACAACCCAGACUAUGACCACGACGCUUUCUUGGGCCACGACGAGGCGGAAACUUUCGACCAGCUGUCGCCAGAGGAAAGCAAGGCCAGAUUGGCGAUCAUCGUGGACAAGAUUGACAAGAACAAGGACGGAGUGAUCGUGGAGCAGGAGCUGAAGGAUUGGAUCCAGUACGUCCAGCGCCGCUACAUCGUCACCGACACGGAGCGCAUGUGGAAGGACCACGAGCCCGAGUACGACGACACGCUCAACUGGGAGUCGUAUCAGAAGAGAACUUUCGGCUACAGCGACGAGCCAAAAGAGGGUUCUCCAACAUUUGAGUACAAGGACAUGAUCGAGAGAGACUUGAGGAGGUGGCAGAAGGCUGACCACAAUUCUGACGGAAAACUGUCCAAGGAAGAGUUCCAGGACUUCCUGCACCCCGAGGAGGCGGAGCACAUGCGCGACAUUGUUGUCAUGGAAACUCUUGAGGAUAUUGACAAGGACGGAGAUGGCCACAUCAGUCUGCAGGAGUACAUCGAUGAUAUUUGGGGAGACGACGAAGAUGAUGAGGAUGAUGAGGAAGGAGAAACAGACAAAGACGGAGAGCCCGAGUGGGUGAAGACCGAGCGGGAACAGUUUACCAACUACCGGGACAAGGACCACGAUGGGAAGCUGAAUAAGCAGGAGAUUAAAGAGUGGAUUAUCCCCGAGGAUUAUGAUCAUAGCUCGGCUGAAGCGGCCCACUUAGUGAGACAGACUGACGAGAACAGGGACGGCAAGUUGACCAAGGAGGAAAUUCUAGAAAAGUAUGAUCUCUUCGUGGGCAGCCAAGCUACAGACUUCGGAGAGGCCUUGACGAAACACGAUGAAUUUUAAACCUCGAGUCGUGUAGGGUUUGCUGUUGAGAGUGGGAUGUAGUCAGUGUGUGUGUGUGUGUUAUCUCUGGUCUGUGCCUCCUACACACCUGUGUCUGUCUCUGUGUCAGGAGGAUUUCUGUCAGGUUUGUUUGUAGAAAGUGAGUGAGUUUUGAACCGUAGACAUACUCUGACGCUGCUUGAGACACUUGUCCAUAUCAGCCUGUCCGUCUAUCUGCCUGUCCGUCUAUCAGCCUGUCAGUCUAUCAGCCUGUCCGUCGUGAGUGAUGGUACGGUCACAAUGUGCUCGCUAGACCGUCUUCUGUGUCGGGUCUUGUCGUGAGACGUACGGCGCACAGAGAGGUGGCAACGGACGAUUGUUUUGUUGUUGGGAUUGUUAUCAAAAGUAUGAGCUUGGUAUCAAAAGACGAGAUAGGUGGGCUUGUGGGAGACUAGGCUCCCAUCCGGUGGGCAGUGGGAGAUGAAAGGAUAAAAAUACUUUGUAGCAGAUGUAAAAACGAUCAGAAAGUGGAAAUAUCUGCAACUUUUGCUGGAUGAAAUGCACACCUGUAAAAUGUACCAUCUUGCCUUGUUUUUUGGGGGAGGAGAGGUGUCAAUUUGAGAAAGCCUGUGUGCUUUGGUAGAAUUUCUCACUAGCUUUGGGACAAUGGGGACAUUGCUGGGGGUUUUUUUUCGUCUCAGGUUCCGAGUGUGUGCACGAUUGUCAUACACAGGGAAUGGGGCUGCUGAACUUUUAGUCGGUCGAAGAUAAAAAUAUCAGUUGUUGACUCUCAAAGUGACAUAUUUUUUGUCAAGUUUUGUCCAUCUUAUUGCGUGGCUAGUGCUGUAAAACUCUCACUUAAACUAAAAGUUUUGUCCAUGAGAAAGUUGUCAGCCCCACAUGUCUCUCGCUUUCCCUUGUUUGUACCGAUGUGUGGGUAGAUUGUUGAAGAAAUGAUGAGAUUCCCCGCUGUGUAGAGUUGGCUGAUGGGCACUUACAUAACCUUAUUGUGUUGCAAGUGCAGUAGAACUCCUACUACUAAAACUAAAAAGAGUCGGCUGAUAGCUAGCUCAUACUAAUAGUUCACCUUUUCUCCAUUUGUUCCUAGCUAGCUACAGAAGUGUUUGAGUGUAUCUUCUUAGAUGUCCUUGUUUUUCCAACUUAACGUUGCUUACAAGAAUUAUUUUUAACCUUUAUGAAAUCUACAAAUGGAAUUGCGCAAUUUUAAAUCACUGUCAAGCUUCAAAUUUUCAUUGGUGCAUAAAUGAAAGUGUAAAAGAAUGCGGACAUGUUUUUGAGCUAUCUGUGAGAACGAAUUUUUAUUCCUGCUGAAAAAAAAAAAGAACAAAGAUUUGUGAACAUUUUCCGCAGAUAUUGGAAGUUUUGUGUGUUGUGAGGGAGCUCAGAGCGGCCGGGCUGCGGGCGCAGAAGUCUCGUUUAGCUCUCUCUCUCUCUCGAGAUUGAAUCAGAAGUUUGGAGAAAAUGCUGUGUAUGGUUUUUGAGAUGUAAUGAUGCUUUGAAAAUGUUGUUUACUUUUGUUUUCCAACUGUGUAGUCAUUCAAAAUACUCCAUAAAUGUACUAAGUUUUGUGUUUUUUGCUGCUACCGGAUGAUAUCGGUCGGGCGAGAAAGAAAAGUUUUUGCCCAUGGUUUUUUUGUGUGUGUAAUGUGUUGAUUGUGUUGAAAUUAUGCGUGUUUGUGGUGCUCGUAGAAGACACGACUGCCGGUGUCUUAGGGUAAACUGUACAUGCGUGUCAUGUGUACUAGUACUAUGUGUGUACAUGGGUGUGUAUACGAUUCUAUAGGUACACAGGUUAAUAUGUACUACGUGUAUGUAUGUGAACAUACAGCAGUGUUGUACUACAUAUGUGUGUGUGGUGUGUGUACAUGCGUCGGUGUGUACUACACGUGUGUGUGUGUGUGUGUGUGUACACGCGUCAGUGUGUACUACACGUGUGUGUGUGUUGUGUCCACUCAACUGCUAUUCUUGCCCUGGUGCUAUACUCCACUCCUGACCUGUAUAAAUCCAAGUCUUCUCCUGUGUGGCUGCAUGUGUGUGUGUGUGACUGAGUGUGUGGCUGAUUGUGUGGACUGUUUUCUGGUGGGUAGCUCUGCUCCAUUUUACUAAUUUUAGUCAUCACAUUUCGGAAAGAGACAAUCUGUUCCUAGUCUUUUCUGUGACUUUGUGAAAGCACAGGCCGGGCACGUCCUUAUAUGACCGUAUUGUGUUGCAAGUGCUGUAAAACUCUUGCUAAAACUAUUUUUAAAAAUGUCCUUAGUGUGGGCAACAUGUCCUUUGUUUGUGUGCUCUGAGGAAACAGGAUUGUAUCAUGUCUUGGAGUUUGAGGUUUGUAAAUAAGUUUUGGAAUUGUGCAGGCAUGUAUAUGUGCUGGUCAAGUAUUACAGUAGCCUAGCCGUCUGUCGACAUAGCUGGCUGUAGACGUGCUUGGGUGCCGUCUCUCUCUCUCUUUGGUCCACACAGCACGGAAAAUCCUGACUUGUGGUGUAUCAUCCUUGCUGUUACUACACAGCACGCACGUAAUAAUGGUAAUAAUAAUAAUAAUAAUAAUAAUAAAUAGUAUUUGUGCUGCUCAUUUCUAUUUUCUAAAAAAAUGCUCAAUGCGCAUUAUAUUCAUCAUAAUAAUAUCACACCUUAAAAAUUACCCUAGAAGAGAGAUGCUGCCUUGCAUAUCAUAUAGAGAUGUGAUCACAAACGUACAUGACGUAUAAUAGAAAUAUGGUCACUGACGUAGAGAGAUCUGAUCACUUGACAUACGUUGUAAAGAUCUGACCGUUCACGUAUUGAUGGAACAUUUCCACCGGUCCUCUUCCUUCUUCUUGCACCCUGUAAUUGAGAUUUUAUUCUUUCUUCCACUAUGCUUGUGGGUGGUUGGCGGGUGCUCUGGUGUGGUUUGCUCCUUCUUUUCUAUCAAUCAUCUAUCAUCCCUAUAUCUCUCCUAACUUCUUUUUUGUGUAUGUUACUCUCUUGUAAUUACACAUUUAUUCUUCGGCACUUAUAUGACCUUAUUGUGUUGCAAGUGCCGUAAAACGUAGAUGCGUAGAAAUUUUUAGUGAAGUAAGAGAGCCCAAGAGAAGAGAGAUUUUGUUGAUGUUGUUCAAAAUGUAAGAGCAAAUUAAAACUUUAGGGGAGUGUUCGUGACAACGGAGUGGACAUUUUGGUCAUUUCCUAGAAAAUUGUCGCAACUUUCCCCAGAACUGUUGCAAGAGUGUAGGGCCAGUGUAGGAGUCAGGGUUGCCGUAGACAGAAAUAGCAUGUAGUUUUAGGCCGUCGGUUUGAGCCGGUAGGCUACAACGAGUGUGUUGUUUGCACCUUUCCAUCCAUCAUGUUUCCUUAGAUGUGUCAAAGCGACACACACGGUGUUCUCCCAUCAGUGUGAGCUUACACGGCCUGUGUUUAGUGUCAUGAGUUUGUAACCUUUGACUGUAUUGACCUACUUUUUGGUACAGGUCAGGGGUCAGUUCACCAGAGUUGCAAUGUCUACUUUUAUGGAUUUGAAUUUGUGUAAAAAAUGUAAAACUACGAAGAACAUGAUCAAAAAAUUUUUUUGCUUGUUGCUGUAAAGUUAUUUUGAAUGGUAUUUUAUCUGCCAGUAUCACCAUGGUGCAGUAUAUGUGGAUAUGUCUUUGUUACUGUCCGUGAGCGUUUGGAUGUGAUCACAUAACGAAUUGAUGAACAAUCCGUCCUUUCUUGUGUAGAUUGAUUUUAAUGUAGAUUUUUGAAGUUUGCUUUCAAUCAAUAAAGAUUUUUUUUUCCUGCUGACAUUUUGCUUCUUGUAAGUGAGAAAAAUUUUGGAACAUAAAAAGCUUUUAGAUUUUUUUUCAGUUUGUGCUCAUCUGUUUCAUGAUGCUUUCGUGUCUUUUCUCCCCGUCGGUUGCCAGUUUGUCCACUUAAUUGUGUGUCCUGGCACCUUUCUGUACACCGUGCGCCGUCUAGCACACACGGGUCGGACCCGCACACUCUGUGAGGGCAGUCGUGAGUUUUUUUGUCUCACGGUUGCUACCUCACUGGGUUUUUUUGUUUGUUUAUUUGUGUGGUCUGUUUUGAGAAGGAAAGUCAGGGACAGUAGGAUAGAGACACAGAGCCUUUCCUUAGCAUGUUAACUUCCCACUGUUGAGGUCUUGACCAUCAAUGAUUUAUUUAUAGAAGCACCAGCCAUUUCUUUCUUUCUUUCAUCCAUGUCCAGGUGCUGUUUUAGCCAAACAGGUCCUGAAACAAUAAAUUGCUGAUGUAGUUGUAGUAGCAUAGACAUCUGUCUGUUUGUUUGUUCGCUGGUCCGCGAGAAAAAGUAGCAAGUGGACCAGGAGCUUAUGUAGAUGUUUAUUUUGUCUUACUUCAUUUACCAAAGAGAUGUACAGAGAAAGAGGGAGGGAGGGAGGCUGGGAGAACAGCUGAUGCCUCUAUGUGUGUGUUUGUUGAUGUGAGAAAAUGUCUCUCUAGUUGGUCCGGUGCUGUUUUUUCCGUCAUCUCGUCGUGUGCUUGUCGCUGGCCUGUGGUGGGAGAACAGUGAGAAAUGUACUUACAACUUGGAACUUACAACUUAUAACGUGGAGCCUGGAACUGGAAACUGUGGAUCUUCCACUGAGAGAUUUCCGCCUUCCUCUGCUGUCUUGUGUCUGUGUUUGUGUGGCAGUGUAAAGAUAGUCGUUUGUUACUCUCUUGUAACACCUCUAAUCUUGUGGCGCUCAUGUGACCUUGUGCAGUUGCGAGCCUGGUACAAACCUCUACUAAAAAAAAAAAAGGUCGUGACCUUAUGCAGUUGCAAGCGCCGUAAAAACUCUACUAAAACUAAGACUAAAAGAUAGUCUGGCUAUCCUGGAGAAAUGGUACCAGUUUUAGCAACAAGCUGGUGUGGUUACGGUACUCAACAUUACCAGCUUGCGCUCCAUAGAGCGGGGGAGGGGCUCUCUACGCGACGCGACAAGUCUAGACUUUGCCUCGUGAGUGGGAGGAAAUAAAUGAUAUUUUUGUUUGAACUAUGGAUGCCUGUAUGUGAAAGAUGAUGACGAUCCGUCGGUAUUUUUGUGCUCUUAUCAUCACGUGUUCCGUACUCACCUAGUUUAUUAUCUUCUGUCGUGCACUAUCAGCUGUUCUCUACUCACACAGUUUAUCUUAUUAUUAUUAUGGCUAUGUUUCUUCCUCUAUGCUUUGGUCACUGAAUAUUUUUUUCGUCUCAUCUGUCUGUUUGUUCCAUACACCCUGUACAUGGACUAUAUAUAUAUAUAUUUUUCUGAUUCUGUAACACUUUGACUAAUGAUUUACCCCCCCCCCCCCUCCCGAGUUAGCCACCGGUAGAGAUCACGUAAUGUCUGUCCUCGUCUGCACCGCUUCUAUAAAUUAGUUACCUCAGUUGAACACUGUUUUCUCUAGAUGAACUCACCAUUUUCGCUUCCACUCAUUUCUGUCUAGCCCUCUCUUCUCUCUCUUUCUCUCUCUCUCCCUCCCCGCCUCUCUCUCUCCCCCCCCCCACCCCCCUUCUCUCUCUCUCUCUCUCUCUCUUUCUCUCUCUCUCUCUCUCUCUCUCUCUCUCUCUCUCUCUCUCUCUUUGUAGCUGGCUUUCUUCACUCAAGUUUUAGAUGAUAUAAUAAAAAACCUUGAAAUUGUCUGUGAAUAUUUUUUUUUGUUUUGGGUUUUAUACGCAUUUUUUUCUUCACAUUUCUCCACCGGACUUGUCCUGCACAUAUCAAGUAUUCUUGUCUGCCAUAGAUUUAAAAAAAAUUAUUUUUUUGGGGCGGGGGGGGUGUUGUAAAACUUGAAUGUUCUGUGACACCAGUUGAUCACACAGUCUUAUGUCAUGUGUGUCUUGUCUUAAAUUGAAAUAAUAUAAACAUAUGACCUUAUUAUUUUGUUGCAAGUACUGUAAAACUCUUAUUCUAAAACAAAACUAAUUAAACCACUGAUUCAGCCCUUGGAUCAAAAUGAGCCAAAAGACUUUACUACUACUAUGUGGAAUGUUUUCUUUUCUUUGUUUUUUCUAUUAUUUUGUUUGUUUUUUUUCUAUUAUUUGUUUGUUUUUUUCAAUUAUUUUGUUUGUUUUUUGUUGUUUUUUUCUCCUCCAAGUGUCUGUCAUGUAUUAUGAGAAGCAUCUUCCUACUUUUGUAUUCUUUCAGUACUGUUUGCCUUAUGUAUGGAGUGGAUCGCUCGAGGUGAAUAAACAUGAGUACGUUAAUGAU